AGGCACGGGGGAAAAUGCAAGUGGGUGACUGGACAUGGACAUGGUGGUUUGGCCUCCUGCUGGGCGCUGUCCCGCUGCUGGUUCUCGCCGUCUGGGACGGCAACGACGCCUUCUACCAGGCCGCCUUCGCACUGAGGCGGCGGCGGCGGCGGCAGCAUGGUAGUAGUCACGGUAAACUUCCUCCUCUCCCGCCGGGCCACAUGGGGAUCCCUUUGCUCGGCGAGACGGUCGCCAUGUUGUGGUAUUUCAAGGUUAUCCGCUGCCCCGACGGCUUCAUCGCCGCCAAGAAGAGGAAGUACGGGGAAGGGGUGGGCAUGUACAGGACUCACCUCUUUGGCUCCCCGACCAUCCUAGUCUGCCUCCCGGAUGUCAACAGGUUCGUCCUGCAGUCACCCGACAGCUUCGGGAUCUCUUGGCCGUCCCCGGAGCUCCUCGGGUUGGCGUCCAUGUUCAACGCCGAGGGGAGCAAGCACACGAGGAUCCGUGGCUUCAUCGUCGCCGCCUUAAGCCAGCCCAAGUCCCUCGGAAAUAUCGCACGGGUCACGCAGCCGCGCGUCGUUGCAGCUCUCCAGUCAUGGGCCGCCAAGGGAACCAUCGUCGCCAGAACAGAGAUAAGGAAAGUCAUGUUUGAGUGCAUUUGUGAGAUAUUCAUAAGCAUGAAGCCGUCGCCUCUCACCGAAAAGAUGAACAAAUGGUAUGUCGGCUUGAUUGGUGGGAUCAGGGCACUCCCGUUGGACUUACCAGGGACAUCACACAAUCAUGCUCGCAAGUGUCGCAGGAAGCUAAACAUGGUGUUUCAAGAGGAGCUUGAGAAGAGGAAGAAGAGGGCAAACUCCAACUCCUCACUGGGCGGGGAAGAAGACUAUGAUGAUUUGAUGAGUGGGCUGAUGCAGAUGGAGGACGAGAGAGGGAUGAAGCUGAGUGACGAUGAGGUGGUGGACAACAUAGUCUCACUUGUCCUUGGGGGCUACGAGUCCACUUCCAGUGCUGUCCUGUGGGCUGCGUACCACUUGGCCAAAUCGCCGGACGUCCUUGCCAAGCUGCGGGACGAGAAUGCUGCGAUGAGCCAAGAUAAGAAUUCAAACUUCAUCGACCGCGAUGACAUCUCCAAGAUGAAGUACACGGCCAAGGUAGUGGAAGAAACAAUUCGUAUGGCUAAUAUUUCUCCGAUGGUCUCCCGUGUGACACGUCGAGAUGACAUCGAAUAUGGGGGUUAUACAAUACCACGAGGGUGGCAAGUUGUCGUGUGGCUCCGAUCCAUACAUACCGAUGAAAAAUACUACACAGAUCCACUUACCUUCAACCCGGACAGAUGGGCUAAACCACCCAAGGCAGGCACAAAUCAAGUGUUUGGAGCUGGCAACAGGACCUGCCCAGGCAAUAUGCUCAGCAGGCUCAACAUCUCCAUCAUGUUGCAUCAUCUAUCACUUGGUUAUGAAUGGGAGUUGCUCAAUCCUGAUGCCGAAGUUGAUUACAUUCCAUCACCAAUGCCAGUUGACGGCACACCUAUGGCCUUCCGUAAACUUAGUACAAACACCUGAUGAAUUCUAUUCUGAAGACCGCAUCUUGCUGCUUGAACAAUCCAUGCCCACUUCAAUCUAGCAAGUACUUAUUGGCAUGAAUAUAUAUAUGAUCCUAUUACACCAGUUAUGUUCAUAUGUAAGCCUAUUUUAGCUUUGCUAUGUUGCCCAUGUAACAACAAAGUAAUUCUAAUGUGAAAGUCGUCUAAUGUGACGAGUACUACACAUAAAAACUAAUAGGAAUUAAGGUUUUAAACAUCGCCUUCUCUUCAUGUUGCAUACCAAAUAAAUUGUGUAAUGCGGUUUUGCUACUAUUGCUUAGUACAAAAUGUUCGCUGAAUAAUUAGCACUUUCACAUUUA
This is a messenger RNA of Brachypodium distachyon (stiff brome), 1881 nucleotides long. Its product is annotated as ent-kaurenoic acid oxidase. The transcript has 7 exons. The coding region runs from base 15 to 1541 and encodes 508 amino acids. The record is from RefSeq and is a predicted model, not a curated record. Gene Ontology annotation, biological process: brassinosteroid biosynthetic process; multicellular organism development; brassinosteroid homeostasis. Lineage: Eukaryota; Viridiplantae; Streptophyta; Magnoliopsida; Poales; Poaceae. Gene Ontology annotation, molecular function: oxidoreductase activity, acting on paired donors, with incorporation or reduction of molecular oxygen; iron ion binding; heme binding.